CAGUGAGAUCUUAUCAAGAGCACUGGUUCACGUUAAUCAACAAAUCAGUUUGGCUUCAGUUGGCACACCUGCAUCAACUGAACAUUCUAUGAUAUCUUUGCAGUUUUUUAGGUUCGCGUUUCCUGUGGAUCUGUGAUUUCACUUCUAGCCGCACCUACAGCCAGCCCCAGAACCACACCAACCGAUUUCGCCAACUACGAAAUACGUCUAUCAGAUAUCAACCAUCAAGCAGCUGACGACAGUACAUUUGCACGAUUCAUCUUGAAUCAUCUCUUAAUCCAUCUCCUAUUAUACCCAUAUUUGCUUUGUUGUCACUCCCUUUUCAAUGGUAUUGCAAAGAGCGCAACGUCGCUUUUAAUCUUCGUUUCACACACCUGUCCAUCCUGCGAUCUGAUUAAUGACAUUUAGUCUGGCUUCGCGCUCUCUGUGUCACCUUGAAGUCCUGGCCGCUAUACAAAUUGAUAAAAUCCCUGAGCGAUAUCGAACAUAAUUGCUGGAACCUGGACGGCAGGUUGUGCGUCAGUUUUUCUGGUCUGCUGACUAGAAAAGCGUUGUGCUCAAAGGGGCGAUAACCCAUGAUUGUUGCCUGCUGUCCACCAUUCACAAUUUCCCCCCUUCCUCUCUAGAUACAUCGAAUCAGCAUCAUGUUCUGGCGGUAUGGCGGAUACGCGAAUAUUUCGCCGAUUAACACACUACUGGACAAGCCAGAUGUUACCGUUGAAGAGGUCCUGGAUGAGUCGGAACUAUUGCAUGAGAUGAAGCAGCAUAACACCAAGCUGAUAGAGUUCAUCCGCGAAGAUCAUGUCCUGAAACGCAUGUUGGAAUACAUUGUUUCGCCUAGCCUUUUAAACAAUGAGGACCAUUACGAUAACGAAGAUAUAAAGGCUUGCGGAGAAAGCAAGUCGAGCGAUCGCGACUUGGAGAAAGCUGUUUCGGGCGAAGGAGACGUCGAACCGAAAAGUACAGUAACCCAACAGUUGGACGGAUUAGGCGCAGACCUCGACCCGGAAGAACUGGAAAAUGCCGAAAAAGCUCGACUUAAGUACGCAUACAUCUCUUCGGAGGUCCUCUCUGCACCUGCUUGGUCCAUAAUAGAGGCCAUGAUGCUAAAUGAGGAAUCGCUUCGAAUCUUCUGGCAGUUCUUGCACGGGACAACACCCCUUGAUUCAUUGCAGUCUAGCUAUUUCUAUAAGGUUAAUGAAGUCUUGCUUGAUCAAAAGACACCGGAAAUGCUUUCGUUUGUCAUGUCCCUAGAUGGCAUUAUCGAGACGAUGCUGAGGCACGUGGAUAACCCAUCUGUGAUGGAUUUACUUUUGAAGAUUAUUAGCUUGGACAAGCCCGAGGCUGGUCUGGUGGUUACAGAGUGGCUCUAUUCGAACAACUUCAUACCAAUCCUAUUAUCCUAUAUUUCGACUGAACACUCUGCUUCGACACAAACAUCCGCUGGUGAUUUUCUCAAAGCACUCAUUACAAUAUCUGCAAAUGCGGCACAAAAUGAACAACCUUGUAUUGGUCCAAAUAGUCUUACUCGCCAGUUAGUCUCGGAACCAUGCUUGCGAAACCUGAUCUCUAUAAUGCUACAAGGCGGAAAUCCUCUCGUUGUCGCAGUUGGAAUUGUGAUCGAUGUUAUCCGCAAAAACAAUCCAGAUUAUGACCCAGAGCCACCUGAGGGCCGGGAUGCGACACCUUCCAACCACGACCCCAUUUACUUGGGAACCCUUCUGCGCAUAUUCGCUGACCAUGUUCCUGACUUUAUGAAGUUAAUUCUCAGUUCAGACCGAACGGUUAAUGAGGGUGGCACAUACAAGGUAAUCGAGCGAGGUCGGUUAAGCACAGCAUGGGGAUCAAAGGUCGAGCCCCUAGGAUUCGAUAGGUUCAAAACUUGCGAACUCAUGGCAGAAUUGUUGCAUUGCAGUAAUAUGGGAUUACACAACGAGAUUGGUAGUGAUGAAUAUAUGCAAAUACGAGAGAGUGAACGAGAGCGCCUACGAAGCUUGGGAGCCUUUAGUCGACAAGAUGAAGACUCCGGUUUGCUGUAUACCGAAAAUACUAAUGAAUUCGGCAACGGAAUAUCGCCCUCGGCGCUUGGUUCAGGCUCCCCCGACGAGAUCAGAAGAAUUGAUAGCUCCAAUACGGGAGAAGAAGAUGGUUUCGAAGACGUUGGCUCGGCUAGUGUCAUUUUGGAAGCCAAAGGCAUUCCUGAAAACACAAAUGAGCAGGAUACCAAGUCAUGCGUUGGCACCUUCACUCAUGUGCGCAAGUUGGGAGUGCGUGACGAUCUAGUAGACGAGCCUCUUACUCCUCCUCGAAAUGAGCCUUCGUCGACUGAGAAACUCCCAGAAAGGCCACCACCCUCAGCUGGUGUUUCUGAACAAGAAGGGCCAACAUCACCAACAUCUUCUGGGUUAACUGAGAAGGUUCAAGGCUUUAAAUUUGAGUCCAUUAACCAAAAUCCUACUGAGUCGCAGAGUUCAGAUCAAGUUACCUCCGCACUAGCCUCAAAUGAUACAGCUCAAGAAGUUACCUGUGACCAAGAUCAGCCAUCCAGGCCAAACCAUCUUCCUACCCCUUCGCCAUCUCCAGCAGCCAAGGUUCCUCCGAUAGCAAAGAACCAAAAACAAGAGGACGGUUCGAAUGAUUAUGCUUCAUGUGGUCAACAGCUCCUCAGUCCAAGCCAAAGAGAAAAGUUUGUUCAAUAUAUUCAAGAAGAUUCAAACGGUCGUCCAGUCGUCGGGGAUUACUUAAAAAUAAUGUUUUAUAAGCAUAAUGUUUUACCCACGAUAUUGGCAUUGAACGGCUCCAUGGAACAGGGCUUCAAUCAGGCUUUAGUGGUAAAUCUAUUCGAGGAGGCUGAGAUCCCGGCGCAAAUUGUCAAGGGUCAACGCGCGAACGACGAAGCUGAGGCUGCGAAAAAAACACGGCUCGGAUAUAUGGGACACUUAACGCUCAUCUCCGAAGAGGUUGUUAAGUUCACAGAACGGCUCAGCCCAGAGGCAUUGCCCAAAGAGAUAAUGAAAACCGUAUUACAUCCUGAUUGGGUUAAUUUUGUCGAGAAUACCCUUGCCGAGACAAGGGAACGUGAUAAUGCCAUCCUUGGCGGCGUCAAGCCGGAUAUGUCAAUGGGCCAUCGGCAAGCUGUUUUGAACGCGAUCAGUGGAGGUCAGGGGCUGGGUACAUCUUCUGCACUCACUAAUGCCGGCUUGAACGGAUCGAUCCCAAGCUCUGGUUUCGACGGUUUGAAUUUCUCGAAUCAAGGAACGGUUUCCGGUGGAGUCUUGGGCUACGGAGCGGGUACCGCUUCGCUAUUCAGUGGAUUCGGCAGCUCAAGUGAUGACGAAGACGAAGAGAUGGAAGAUCCCGAGGAUUUACAUCGUGGCUUCCAAAACACAAAUAAUGAUGGGUUAGACUCUGCAAAUGGAGCCGAUGGCCCGACAAGUCGUCCGAUUUCGAUUCUUCCUCCCCCUCCUCCCACGUCUCUUAGCAGUGGGCCCUCGCGUGCUCGACGACAGCUUGCCGCCCGUCUAGCUGCUCAAAAGGAAGCUGCUGAAAAGGCUGCAUCUGCAUCUGGAAAGGAUGCUUCGGAUGCCAAAAACCAGAAUGAGGUUGUUCCAGAUGGCAGACCGGGUUUCUCCAACCAAAUGGAAGACUCUUCCGGGACCGCCCCGACGAGCAAUCCGUUUCUCAGUGCGGAUGACGACCGAGACCUAGACCCCAACGCUGACCUAGAAUUUGUAUCGCCGUUCGCAAUGCCUGGAGAAGGAUCGUCGUCGCCGCGACACUCAUUCUUUUCCAGUUUCCAGCCGCCAAGUGCGUAUUCGUCAAGUUCGUCUGAUGAUGACGAAAGCAUCGAAGCAGUCCAACGUAACUACCGCCUUCCACUUGAGGUCUACGACGACGACGACGAAGUGGGGGAUAUGGUCGAGCCACCUACUGGAUUCAGCUCGUAUUCGGACGACGACGAUGAAGAAACGCUUAUCCGAGAGACCAUUGGGUACUCGGAUUUUUUCGGUCGAGAGCGCUACGCAAACAGCACGACCUUGUCUUCGAAUAACAGUGGGCAACACGACAAUAGUGAUGACGAAGAUGAGGGUUUGGUAGAGAUCCUUGUGCCAGGGAGGAGGACUCCUUCCAAUUAACACGCUGUCUGCUUGAUGUUACGGAUCUCUUAAGUCUGUUCAACUUCGAUUCGUUGUCCGGACGAGUGUCCGACAUCAGGUAUAUGCAUAGGCCCCUUACGAUUUCUUGUAGAGAGUGGUGCCAUCUGUUGUUUUCUCACUGUCUCGAUAGAUCUGAUGCAGCCCGGGAGGGGGGAGGAUAGAUUCGUUUUGUGAUACCAAUCGGAUACUCUAUGGGGAUAGACCAAAGGGAGGGAAUGGAGGGGAAUAAGGUUGUUGGUUCUUCUGCUUCUGCUUCCUGGGUUCUACUUGCUUUAUGACGGAUGAUUCUGACGCUUUGAUUUUCUUACUGCUGGCAUUUGGGAAAGGUCUUUUUUUGGACUGUUGCUUCCUCCGCUUCUUCUUCGCCUUCUUGUUCCCUUCCUGUACAUACAUUGUAUACUACCAGAGCAGAUGGUGAUUUUUAUUGCAAGUGGGAAAUUUCACCCGUCCGUUCUUGUCUGCC
Coccidioides posadasii C735 delta SOWgp is the source of this 4620-nucleotide messenger RNA. NCBI's taxonomy places the organism in Eukaryota, Fungi, Ascomycota, Eurotiomycetes, Onygenales, Onygenaceae. The record is from RefSeq and is a predicted model, not a curated record.